Molecule: messenger RNA, 1656 nt
Organism: Pocillopora verrucosa
Lineage: Eukaryota; Metazoa; Cnidaria; Anthozoa; Scleractinia; Pocilloporidae
Biological process (GO): 5-phosphoribose 1-diphosphate biosynthetic process; purine nucleotide biosynthetic process
Cellular component (GO): cytoplasm; ribose phosphate diphosphokinase complex
Molecular function (GO): magnesium ion binding; ribose phosphate diphosphokinase activity
Source: RefSeq, a predicted model, not a curated record
UUAAAUAUAUCGAGACAAACAUGGCGGAUCCCAAAGAAAAUAAACAUCAGAAAACAAGUCAUGUUCCCCGCCCUCCGGCAGUAUUGUUUUAUCAUAAAUCCAUGAGUCAAUUGGCAGAAAGUAUCUGUGAACGGUGCAGCCGUGCACUGGAUCAGUCAUCAAGCACGAAACAAAAAGAACUUUUAUACUAUCAACAAAGUGUGGAGUUGAGAUCUGUAUCAUGGGAACAAUUUCCGGAUGGAUGGCCAAACUUAUUUAUUGCAAAUGCUAAACAAGAUUGUGCAGGAAGAGAUGUCAUCUUUCUGGCAAGCUUCCACUCACCGGAAGUUGUGUUUGAGCAGCUUUCUGUUAUUUAUAAGAUUCCCAGGCUAUUGGCUCGAUCAUUUACUGCUAUUGUACCAUACUUUCCAACUGGAACAAUGGAAAGGGAGGAAACAGAGGGUCAAGUUGCUACUGCAAAGACUCUGGCCAUUUUGUUGUCCACUGUUCCAUUGACUGCCAGAGGACCAUCUCAGAUAAUGGUAUUUGAUAUUCAUGCCCUGCAGGAAAGAUUCUAUUUCACUGACAAUGUAAUUCCAAGAUUGGAGACAGCCAUUCCUUUGCUUCUACGAGAGAUAAUGAUGCUAAGCAAAGACAAUGCCAUUAGCAUUGCUUUUCCUGAUGAUGGUGCAUUCAAGAGGUUUCAUACCAUGUUUAAAUCCUUCCCAACUAUCACUUGCACAAAAAUCCGUGACAAGGACCACAGAAUUGUGAAAGUCAAAGAUGGUGACCCAGCUGGACAUCAUGUGAUCAUCGUUGAUGACCUUGUGAUGACAGGAGGGACCUUAGUGGAGUGUGCUAAAGCUUUGUUGUCAGCUGGAGCGGUGAAGAUCAGUGCAUAUGUAACACAUGCUGUGUUUCCUAAAGAUUCGUGGAAGCUGUUCACAGACUGUGAAGUGCCCUUCAGCAAGUUCUACAUAACAGAUUCAAUCCCACAUGCCACCAGUAUUGCUCAGCACUCUCCUUUUAAACUACUUUCCUUGUGUGACUCCAUAUCUGAGACUCUACUGGGCUUUGAUCUGCUACAGAGCUGAUUUCAAAUGACUAUCUUUAGUGUUGUUAAGAAGAAGCUUUGUUGCGUCAAUCUUAUGGAGCAUUGUUUAUACUAUGGUGGGAAAUAAAAAAUAGAUUUGUAUUACAUGGGAAGUAAAGUUACAACAGUUAUUUUGUUAGUUAUAGUAGUUAGGUAUAUUUUAUUAUUAUCUGGUAGCAGGUUGCUCUUGUUACACAUUCAUAUAAUGGCCACUUCAGAUGUCAAAAUUAGUUGUAUUCAAAUGUUAUUUUAGUAAAGAAGUUCACAAAUCUAAACACUCAUGUUUUAGUGUUUUGUACAAUAGACAGUUGUUGAUGUAUUAGCAAGAUUAUGAGUACACCCGCAUUGCAUGCCUACAUGUACGUAAUCAACCAUGACACUUUGCUUCCUUAGUUCUACCAUGUGCUUGGUGUAAGAUGGCGACGGUUGUUUAUUAAAUUAUUUUUCAGUACUCACUCAUCACCUCCUGAUCUCCCGUUUUUUGAAGCAAAUCAACAACAGUCACCAUACAAAGAUGGUAUGCAAGGAGUCAUGCUAUAGCCAGAUAUCUAAUUAGUUCCUGGUGUGCAUAGAAUUAUAGCAAA